CUCGGUGUGGACAGAGCCAGACAAGGUCUCUGAGCCACAGGUUGCAGGCUCAUGGCAACCGUGAAACUGAACACACUGGCAGACUAGUUGAAGGGGCCUAACUCCAGGCCCUGUGGAGCUUCACUUGCUCAGACACGGCCACCCUUCACUUCAGAAAGACGAUGACGUAACCACUUCCGAGAGUCUCUGAGCGGAAGUGACGCACCACGUCCACAACAACAAGAGGCUGAAAACACGGAAGUGGACGGCUGUCACUAAUCUGUUUACCAGGCCGAGACGAGACCCGCUCAGAACCGAACCCGCUCUGCGAAGACACGGAGAAGCAGAAUCUCGAGACGAAGCCAGAACCAGUACGAACCACAGACAUGAACAACAAAGGUUCGUACCCUCAGCAGAGCGUGUACCCUCAGCAGAGCUCUGCGGCUGCGUACCCUCCUGCUAUGCAAAUGUCUCCUCAGGCUCCGCCCUACUCUGACACUCCCCCCGCCUACUCUGAGAUCUACCAGCCCAGGUACAUGCUUCCCCCGCAGGUGAGCGGUCAGGUGCCUCAGAUGUCCUCGCACUACCCCGGAGCUCAGGUCUACAUGCCCAUGCAGCCGCACAUGCAGGUGGCGCCGGUGGGACAGAAUGUUCCCAUGGCCUACUACUCCAUGGGUCCUGUCUACCCACCGGGCUCCACGGUGAUGGUUGAGGGGGGCUUUGACGCCGGCGCUCGCUUCACAGCAGGCAGCAGCGUGUCCAUCCCUCCCCCUCCCCCGGGUCACCCCCCAAACGCCGCCCAGCUCGCUGCCAUGCAGGGCGCCAACGUGAUGAUGACACAGCGCAAGAACAACUUCUUCCUGGGCGGCUCCAGCGGAGGCUACACCAUCUGGUAACACCAACUGCACCCGCUCCACGUAAGCCCCACCCCCUCCCCUCUCCUGCGCCUCCGCCGGGCCGCCGCCCGCCAC
Messenger RNA from Synchiropus splendidus (mandarinfish), 950 nucleotides. It is a transcript of the gene dazap2, whose product is annotated as DAZ associated protein 2. The transcript is spliced from 6 exons. Bases 366 to 875 code for a protein of 169 amino acids. The record is from RefSeq and is a predicted model, not a curated record. NCBI's taxonomy places the organism in Eukaryota, Metazoa, Chordata, Actinopteri, Syngnathiformes, Callionymidae.